UCCUGCUGGCGUCUCUGCUCCGGCGAUGAUCCGCGCCAGCCAGACCUGCACUUGUUUUAACACCGAGGUGGAAAUCAAGACAGAACAAGAAUCUCGUUCUGCAUCGUCGAUCAAGCCGAAGCUGAAGUUGGCUGCACUUUGACAGUGUGGAGGCUGCAGAUGGACAGACGCCUCGGACAGACAUGUGCGAGGUUCCUGCAGCAGGAAACUAAACCCAGCAACCUGACACUCAACUGAAACCCGAAGCCUCGAUCAGGCUUUGACGCCACCAUGCUCCCUCGUUGUGUGUGAAUGGAGGCGAUGGAGAGCUCGUCCUCGUCCGUCAGGCGUCGGGCCUGGAUCAACAGCAGUCGACAGUGGCCGACUGUGGAGGAACCCGAAAGACUGCAGCACAUCUCACCCGCCUCCAUAGCAGACGACGAUGUCUUUUCUGAUGGAUGCUUCACAGGAAAGAUUGAGGACUGGCUCCUUGGUUGCGGCCCGGACGUCUGCUCAGAGAACAGGAGUCAGCUCAGUUUUGAUUCUACCCCGGACAACUCUGCCGAUGACUUGACUCUUGGAGCUGAUGCUUCUGUUUUAAGCGGCGGAGCAAUUGCGCCUGAAAGCAGCCCGGCACGACAGCCUUCCUUCAAAAAACAACCCAGCAGUCUCCCCACCAGUACCCCUCGUCAAAGAUUAUGUUUGCCGUCGCUGAACUUGGGCCACAGCAUGGCCUCCAGCUGCUUCUCCUCUUCCACCUGGAAAACCAUGUCAAGCGUGUCAGAGAUUCUGCAGCUGUGUGCGGAGGACGUGGAGGAGACUCUUUACCAGCUGGGGUUUGGCUGUGAGGAGCCACAGGUCACCGUGCGUAUCCCCCCUCGCUUCUUCACCUUUCCCUCUCAGGCCCAGGGCAUCAACUUCCGCCUCUUCCUGGACUCACAGAUACGGCGGAUACGAGAGGAAGACCCCAGCCUCUCUCUUGCCAGCCGGUUCAGACAGGUCCAAGUCCUCACAGCUAUGGCCAACGCUUUCUACUCUCUCUACUCCCACGUGUCCCGCACUCCUCUCCAGAAACUGUCCACGCCAGAGUUCAGCUUCUCCUCUCCUGUGGAGCGGAUCGAACGCUUCAGGACCAGCAUUCGCAGCGAGCCGCGCUCUCCGGUGGAAAGACUGAAGGACACGGUCAACAAGAUGUGUCUGUACGCCGGCUCUCCCCACGGCUCGGACUCCACCUCGCCACAGCCCUCGCCCCUCAAGAGAUCCAGUCUCAACGAAGUCGUGGACGUAGUCCUGAAAACCAAGACUGGCACGGCCAAGAAACUGGACUUGGGGGAAGAUGAUAAGAAUAAUUGGAGUGUGGAUGUUGGACCGGUUGCUGAUACUGGGAUAAAAGCACUAACACAGGAGACACAAAGGGACACAGAUAUUGCUCAGAAUGGAAAUAAAUUUUGCCAUAAGGAGAUACGGGACAACGAACAAACAGAUAAUGCUGAUGAUGGUGAAAACGGUGUCGGACAAGAAGAUCUUGACACCGUAAGAACAUCUCUAGCGUCAUCUUUAUCAGGAGAAACUGUGAUAGAAACAGAACAUUUGUUGCCUUCAUGUGAGCCGGAGCUGCGAUCGUGUUUGAAACAAACGGAAACAAGGACAGCUGAGCUCAAUCCAGUCGUCAAGGUUACAUAUGAUCUAAUCUGUCCACAGAUAGUGGAGAGAGUGCACAAGACGCAUUUCUGUUAUCAAAAAGCACACAAUACAGACAGUUUAUUUCAUACGGCGUCUGUGAGAGAAGCAAUCCCUGAAUUACACGAACCCUGUAUAGACACCGUGACCUCUGAGCCCGAGGGGAACUCACACACGGUCGAUACCUCCUCAUCGGGAUCUCUCCCCGUCCUGAAGCCUGACGGCAGCUACGCCCAUUACAGCAUCACCGUGACGGGUUGGGAAGGGGAGGAUGGGUCUUUGUCUUCCAUGAAAACAUCAGAUUCCAGUUCUGCUUCACCUUCCUCGUCCACGCCGACGUGUAAGGAGCCGUUCACCGACGUGGAGAGACAGUACCUCACUCCGGUGACACACCCGGGCCUGGGCCACCUCUCCAGUAACCCCAAGCAGGUUAACUCCUUUGAGCUGGAGGAGGUUCACAGUGCAGGAGAGGAAGACUUUGGGCAACAGAGAACAACGGGAACACUCACAUCACCCAAGUCCAAGAAACGCCAAUACAAAUGUGAAGUGGCUCGGGGAGACAGCAUGCAGUCUGACAGCAGCGGCUACGCAGAUGAAGAAGUCACGCCCUAACCACAGACGGAGCAGAUAAGGGAAGGAUGAUAGGACCAAUGCUUGCAACAUUGUGCAUCUGAACAGUUUCCUGCCCCUGAACACUUGAGCUCGGUCAUCUAAGCAUUUGAGACAUGGAUCAAGCGCUGGCUUUUACUCCCAUCUUCAAGUGGUUGAAAUGUCUUAAGACGUGAGCAGAAUUUCAUGAAGAAGUAAAAGUUCUGAUUGAAACACAGUGUGGACUGUAUUGUAAUAGAGCAGUAAUUUAAUAAGGUGAAACUUAACAACAAUAAAACGGAAAGCUACAAAUUCUAUUGUA
Messenger RNA from Cololabis saira (Pacific saury), 2569 nucleotides. RefSeq names its product thymocyte expressed, positive selection associated 1 (gene tespa1). Gene Ontology annotation, molecular function: signaling receptor binding. The transcript is spliced from 12 exons. The record is from RefSeq and is a predicted model, not a curated record. Bases 292 to 2271 code for a protein of 659 amino acids. NCBI's taxonomy places the organism in Eukaryota, Metazoa, Chordata, Actinopteri, Beloniformes, Belonidae.